AUGCGGUUGCCAUGGCUGCGGCCGCGACGCCGGGUCCCUGAGCGAAGGCCCCCUCGAGGCUGCCCGUACCAGCGCCUGCGGGACGCGGUGGCGCUUUCCUGGCCUCCGCCUCUGCGGACCCGCGCGCCGGGUGGGGCUGUUGGUUGUACUAAGUUGAAAUACUGUUUCCUUUUUCUCGUGAGGGGUUUUGCAGAUGAUGUGUUCAUAGGUUAUCCAACUUCACUUGUGAAAGUUGUUUGCCCAUGUGAUUAUGAGUGCAAUUCUGUAAAUGCUGUUCCUCAUUCGUUCUGUGUUACCUUAGACGUGCAGGCUGCUUGUCAGGAUGCCACUGUCACCCAGGAGCUUCUGAAAGAGGGGUUUCACAGGGACCUGCUGGUGAAGGUAGAACUCGGUGCAGUGGAGGAGGAUGCAGGAGGCUGCGCAGUGGCCAUUCAGACUCAUCUUCCACCAGGAAUGUACGUGGAUCCCUAUGAGCUGGCAUCAUUGCAGCAGCAAAACUUAACAAAGGUGGUGGUAAUUCCCGAUGUCGUUGAUGUGGAGGCUCCAGAGUACUUAGCCAAAGAUCUUCUUGUCCUCCUAUACCUGGAACCCGACCCUCAGUGCGCUCGCUGUUUCAGAGCUGCCUUGCCUGUGCACGUGCGAUACCACCGGCCGGCAGAAGAGAGCGAGGAAGCGUUGGUUGUUCUGAAGAGCCCAGAAGUACUGCUCUGCUGCUGUGCCAAUCGCCUGUCAGCAGAGUGUUGGAAGCCCGCUGAAGUGGAAGCUCCCUGUUCAGGCCAAAAUGUUGGUCCCUGUCAGUGGUACAGCAUAAUGCACAAACCUGCAUACGAAGAAUUGAUUCUGCAGGUUCCAGUGGGGCUCAGGCAACAUAGCUCCUUAGUGUGUGUCAUGACUCUUCUGGCCACGGUGCUCUGUUCUAGUCUGAUUCUUGCAGCUGCAUGCAAAUAUGGAGACUUCUCCCUGGUGAUUUAG
This is a messenger RNA of Mesitornis unicolor (brown roatelo), 972 nucleotides long. RefSeq names its product phosphatidylinositol glycan anchor biosynthesis, class X (gene PIGX). Gene Ontology annotation, biological process: GPI anchor biosynthetic process. Lineage: Eukaryota; Metazoa; Chordata; Aves; Mesitornithiformes; Mesitornithidae. Gene Ontology annotation, cellular component: endoplasmic reticulum membrane. The record is from RefSeq and is a predicted model, not a curated record. The transcript is spliced from 6 exons. Bases 1 to 972 code for a protein of 323 amino acids.